AUGUCUCAAUCCGCGGCUGCCACGCUACGCCAGCGACUCGCUGAUCCAUCCAAGAUCGUUGUCGGAGCAGGGGUCUUCGAUGGCUUGACGGCUAGGAUUGCUCUUACAGAGGGAUUCGACUGUCUUUAUAUGACCGGCGCCGGGACGACCAUCUCUCGACUCGGACUCCCUGAUCUGGGCGUUGCGACGCUCAACGACAUGCGGGACAAUGCAGCCAUGAUCGCCGGGUUGGACCCUUCUGUGCCGUUGAUUGCAGAUGCAGAUACAGGGUUUGGAGGCUCUCUGAUGGUCAAGCGUACGGUGACAGAGUACAUUCGAGCAGGCGUUGCCGCGCUGCAUCUAGAAGACCAACCGACGACGAAACGCUGCGGACAUUUGCGGAACAAGCAGAUCGUGCCCGAGGAGGAAUACCUCGGUCGGAUCCGCGCGGCGGUCAACGCACGCGCUGCCGUGGAGGGUGAUAUUGUUCUCAUCGCGCGGACGGAUGCCCUGCAGUCGCUCGGGUACGAGGCUGCAGUGUCGCGGCUGAAGAAUGCGAUCGCACUGGGCGCGGACGUAGCUUUCCUCGAGGGCGUCUCGUCGGCAGAGGAAGCGAGGAGUGUCUGUGAGUCGCUGAGCCCGACUCCCGUCUUGUUUAAUGCUGUGCCGGGCGGUCUGUCGCCGGCCUGGUCGGUGGCAGAGGCACAGGAGCUAGGGUUUCGGAUCGUAAUCUUUCCGGGGCUGGCACUGGGGGCUGUCUACGAGGGGGUUCGGCGGGCGUGCAAGAGACUCAAGGAGACGGGAACCCAGGAUGGGUCGGUGAACCCGCACGAUCUGUUCAACGUGGUUGGCUUGAAAGAGGCGGUGGCCUUUGAUAUGGCUGCUGGCGGUGGUCUGUACGACAAGGGAGUAUGA
This is a messenger RNA of Penicilliopsis zonata CBS 506.65, 894 nucleotides long. RefSeq lists its product as hypothetical. The record is from RefSeq and is a predicted model, not a curated record. The coding region runs from base 1 to 894 and encodes 297 amino acids. Lineage: Eukaryota; Fungi; Ascomycota; Eurotiomycetes; Eurotiales; Aspergillaceae. Gene Ontology annotation, molecular function: catalytic activity. The transcript is spliced from 3 exons.